AUGGCAGUCCUCGUGGAGUGUAAAGGCACGUGGCUCGCCAGGCAGCCGCUGUCUGACCUUUGCGGCAUCUCCAUGGCAGCUGCGAACCCCUUCCUUGUGCCUGAGCGACCAGUAGCGUUGGAGUGCCAUCUCUGCGAGAUGGCAUGGCGCCCCUUGAGCAGGCCACAAGCAGUUCUUCAUCUUAGCCUCCCUGGCCUUUGCAAAGGUCAAGGAGAAUGCAGGUUGGAGGCUCACAGCAAGGGCAUGUGCCAUGCUGUUGUCUUCUGGGCCGAAUUCCAGGUGUCGACGGCGUCAGGGCCAUGUUUGAGCACAGGACCAGCUUCGGCACCCAAUGGUUGGUGCCAGGCGAUGCAAUUGCUCGAGGAGCCAAUGGAUCUCUCUGUGGGCAGCAUGCUAUCUGUGGAAAUGGCAGUUGAAGAUGGCGAGGCGAACAUCUGUAUCGAUUGUGCCAACGGCACUGUGAAGCGCCAGAGGAAAAAUAUGUUUCAUCUCAGCGAAUCUCAGCUCUUGAUGAGUGAAAGUUCUGAGAGCUCAUGUGUCCAACUCAACUGUUCCAUCUUUUUGGGGAUUGUCUACGUCACUUUUGACCCGUAUUUGAAGGCCCAAGCGCAGGAUUUCAUCAAGGGGUGGCCCCAUCCAGAACUCCUCAGCAGAGCUGAGUUGAGAGCCGCCUUGACCGAAUCCUUCAAAAAAGGACUGGAGAUGUCUGAGGAGACGUUGAAUUAUGGGGAUAAGGCAAAUGGCGCCUACAUGCUCGGACACCCACGAUUUCUCGAGGGCCUGGCAAAGUUCUUGUCAAGUCAGUAUGGAGCGCCUUGCGAUCCAAAGACCCUGAUGAGCACGGUGGGUGCAUCGAUGGGCAUUGAUUUGGCCAUGCGAACCUAUGCCAAGCCUGGCGACAUCUGUGUCUUCGAGGAACCCACCUAUUUUUUAGCUUUUACAAUGGCCCGGAAUUCUUACAUGGACUUGAAGGGUGUGCCAAUCCAUGAAGACGGCAUGGACUUGGAUGCGCUGGACAAGGUUUGCACCGAGAGCGCGGGUAAGGUGAAAUUUGUCUACACCGUGUGCAUUCACCACAAUCCAACAGGCCGGCCGUCGACAUUCCUUUUUGCAGUUUUCUCAUGCGACGCAUGCCGGAUCUGGAGUCUGAAGCUGCUGAAACAAAUGAAACGACCAUGUACUGUAAGGUUUCUGUAAGGUUUUAUGUUGUUUCAUGUUUGUGUGUGCCUGUGUUGCCUCCUUGGUGGAGACUUUAUGGAACUUGACCGUGCAAAGCUCGCUGGCCCGUGUGCAAUGCAACUGCUGCUGAUGUCCAAGUUGUUUGCAAGAUUUGCAAGUGAUUCUUCGACAUAUGUCAUGUUUUCU
This is a messenger RNA of Cladocopium goreaui, 1365 nucleotides long. The record is from the annotation of a GenBank genome assembly. Lineage: Eukaryota; Dinophyceae; Suessiales; Symbiodiniaceae.